AUGGGCCUAGAGCAAAGUGUGCGAGGCCGCUGGCUGAAGGAGUAUCCAUUUGAAAAGCAGACGCAGGACUGGAAUCCAAACCCCGAUGAGGCACUUUUUGUGGAUAUCGGUGGCAAUGCAGGACAUUAUUAUGCUUUGUUCAAAAGUGAAUUCCCUGGUAUCCGAGGUCGUAUCGUGUUGGAAGAUUUGCCUGACACUUUGACUCAUACUCUGCCGACGCCGGGAGUUGAGAAACUGGGACACGACUUUUUCCAACCGCAGCCGAUCAAAGAAACAGGAAUUCCGCCAUAUGCCACUGCGCUGGACUUGGUUAUGCUGGGUGCAUGCGGUAGCCUAGAGCGCACCGAGGAGCAGUGGAAGGAUGUGCUUGGAGAGGUCGGCUUGGAGAUCAAGCAGGCCAUUGUAUACGACCAUGAACUCUUCCAUGGUAUCAUCUCUGCAACAGUAGCUUAG
Messenger RNA from Talaromyces atroroseus, 453 nucleotides. RefSeq lists its product as hypothetical. The transcript has 2 exons. Gene Ontology annotation, molecular function: methyltransferase activity. NCBI's taxonomy places the organism in Eukaryota, Fungi, Ascomycota, Eurotiomycetes, Eurotiales, Trichocomaceae. The coding region runs from base 1 to 453 and encodes 150 amino acids. The record is from RefSeq and is a predicted model, not a curated record.